AUGGCAGCUACAACCAAAUGCCAGCACUGCAGAAGGUUGGUCCUGCUGUGCACUCUCCUGGGAACGCUGUGGGAGGCCAGGUCCAGUCAGAUCCGCUAUUCAGUGCCCGAAGAGACAGAAAAGGGGUAUAUCCUGGGAAACAUCUCUAGAGAUCUGAGACUGGAGGCCCGCGAGCUGGCGGAACGCGGAGUCCGCAUCAUUUCCAGAAGUAGGACGCACCUUUUCUCCCUGAAUCCGCAAAGCGGCAGCUUGGUCACAGUCGGCAGAAUAGACCGGGAGGAGCUCUGCGCUGAGACCGUGCGCUGUCUAGUGAACUUUAAAGUCCUGGUUGAAGACAGAAUGAAACUUUACAGAAUAGAAAUAGAAGUUACUGAUAUCAACGACAAUGCCCCCAAAUUCAAGGCUGAAAAUCUUGAGGUAAAGAUGAACGAAAUCACUGCUCCUGGAGCACGUUAUCCACUCCCAGAGGCUGUAGACCUCGAUGUGGGCGUGAACUCCCUCCAGAGCUACCAGCUCAGCCCCAAUCACCAUUUCUCCCUGGACGUGCAAACUGGAGACGAUGGAACUAUAAACCCAGAGCUGGUGCUGGAGCGCGCCCUGGACAGAGAGGAAGAGGCUGCUCACCACCUGGUCCUCACAGCAUCCGAUGGCGGCGACCCGCGUCGCUCCAGCACAGUGCACAUCCGUGUGAUAGUUUUGGAUACAAACCAUAAUGCCCCAAUUUUUGCUCAAUCGAUUUACCGAGUGAAAGUCCCAGAGAACGUGCCCCCGGGCACUCAGCUGCUAACUGUAACAGCUACGGAUCCAGAUGAGGGAGUCAACGGGAAAGGAGCAUAUAAAUUCCGAGAAAUUAAUGAAAAACAAUCUCCGAUAUUCCAGCUCAAUGAAAAUACUGGGGAAAUAUCAAUAGCAAAAAGUCUAGAUUAUGAAGAAUGUUCAUUUUAUGAAAUGGAAAUACAGGCUGAAGAUGGUGGGGGAUUGAAAGGGCGGACGAAAGUGCUCAUUUCAGUGGAAGACGUAAAUGACAAUAGACCUGAAAUGACCAUUACAUCUCUGUUUAGCCCAGUGAGGGAAGAUGCUCCCCAGGGAACAGUAAUCCUCCCUUUCUUUCUUUUUUUGACCGACUCCGGGAAGAAUGCUGAAGUUAUUUGUUCUAUCCAGGAGAAUCUAUCUUUUAAAUUAGAAGAUUCAAUAGAAGAUUAUUACGGAUUGUUGACAACCCAGAUUCUAGACAGAGAAAAAGCCUCUGAGUACAACAUCACAGUGACCGCGACUGACAGAGGAGCCCCGCCCCUGUCCACGGUAAUUCACAUCACCCUGCAAGUGGCCGACAUCAAUGACAAUCCACCUGCCUUCUCUCAAGCCUCCUAUUCAGUCUAUCUCCCUGAAAACAAUGCCAGGGGCCCUUCCAUCUUCUCUGUGACUGCCCAUGACCCUGAUAACAAUGAGAAUGCUAGGGUUAUUUACUGCUUGGCUGAGGACACCAUCCAGCAGGCUCCUCUCUCCGCCUGUGUCUCCAUCAACUCUGACACUGGCAUGCUGUACGCACUGUGCUCCUUUGACUAUGAGCAGUUUCACGAUCUGCAAAUUCAGGUGAGGGAAAGAGACAGCGGGCAUCCCCCACUCAGCAGCAAUGUGUUAUUGAGCCUAUUGGUGCUGGCCCAGGAUGACAAUGUGCCUGAGAUCCUAUAUCCCACCUUCCCCACAGAUGGUUCCACCAGCAUGGACCUGGUACCCCACUCAGCAGAGCCUGGCUACCUAGUGACCAAGGUGGUGGCAGUGGACAGAGAUUCUGGCCAAAAUGCCUGGCUGUCCUACCACCUGCUCAAGGUCAGUGAGCCUGGGCUCUUCGUGGUGGGGCUGCACACAGGUGAGGUGUGCACGGCAUGGGCCCUGAUGGACAGAGAUGCGCCCAAGCAAAACCUCAUGGUAGUCACCCAGGACCAUGGCCAGCCCCCUCUCUUGACAACUGUCAUGCUCACUGUGGCUGUGGCUGGCAGCAUCCCAGAUGUCCUGGCCAAUAUGGGCAGCCUCAAGGUCCCACAUGACUCAGAUGCUUCAGGCCUCACCUACCUGGUGGUGGCAGUGGCAGCCAUCUCCUGUGUCUUCCUGGCCUUUGUCAUCAUGUUGCUGGCACUCAGGCUGAAAUGCUGGAAUUCCUCUCAUCUGCUUCAGGCUGCUGGCAGCGGGUUGGGUGUACCCACCUCACACUUUGUGGGCGUAGACGGCAUGUGGGUUUUCCUGCAAACCUGUUCCCACGAGGUCUCCCUCACUGCAGACUCACUGAGGAGUCACCUGAUCUUCUCUCAGCCCAACUAUGCCAACACACUCAUCAGCCAGGAGAGCCGUGAGAAUAGCGAGCCUUUGUGCAUUGCAGUUGAUUCCAAGUUUCCUAUAGAAGACACCCCCACCAACACGGGCUCAAGGAAACCCGCUCACACACAGAGACUCCCGGCUGCGCAGACCCGGCCAGCCCAGCACACACGGGUUCCCAGCCCCGAGACUGGGUGCUCCGCCUGCACUGGGCCGAAUGCUCUUCCAGCGCGGUAG
Cynocephalus volans (Philippine flying lemur) is the source of this 2550-nucleotide messenger RNA. RefSeq names its product protocadherin gamma-A9-like. The record is from RefSeq and is a predicted model, not a curated record. Gene Ontology annotation, biological process: homophilic cell-cell adhesion. Gene Ontology annotation, cellular component: plasma membrane. Lineage: Eukaryota; Metazoa; Chordata; Mammalia; Dermoptera; Cynocephalidae. Gene Ontology annotation, molecular function: calcium ion binding.